Lepus europaeus (European hare) is the source of this 1914-nucleotide messenger RNA. It is a transcript of the gene SLC6A7, whose product is annotated as solute carrier family 6 member 7. Lineage: Eukaryota; Metazoa; Chordata; Mammalia; Lagomorpha; Leporidae. Gene Ontology annotation, biological process: sodium ion transmembrane transport. Bases 1 to 1914 code for a protein of 637 amino acids. The record is from RefSeq and is a predicted model, not a curated record. Gene Ontology annotation, molecular function: L-proline transmembrane transporter activity. The transcript has 14 exons. Gene Ontology annotation, cellular component: membrane.
AUGAAGAAGCUCCAGGGAGCUCACCUCCGCAAGCCCAUCACCCCAGACCUGCUGAUGACCCCCAGUGACCAGGGGGAUGUGGACCUGGACAUGGACUUGGCUGCAGACCGGGGAAACUGGACGGGCAAGCUGGACUUCCUGCUCUCCUGCAUUGGCUACUGCGUCGGCCUGGGCAACGUGUGGCGGUUCCCCUACCGAGCCUACACCAACGGAGGAGGUGCCUUCCUCGUGCCCUACUUCCUCAUGCUGGCCAUCUGCGGCAUCCCCCUCUUCUUCCUGGAGCUCGCCCUGGGUCAGUUCUCCAGCCUGGGACCCCUGGCCGUGUGGAAAAUCAGCCCCCUCUUCAAAGGUGCUGGCGCGGCCAUGCUGCUCAUUGUAGGCCUGGUGGCCAUCUACUAUAACAUGAUCAUCGCCUACGUGCUCUUCUACCUCUUCGCCUCCCUCACCAGCAACCUGCCCUGGGAGCACUGUGGCAACUGGUGGAACACAGACCUCUGCCACGAGCACAGGGGGGCCCAGGACCGCAACGGGGCGCUGCCCCUCAACCUCACCAGCACCGUCAGCCCCAGCGAGGAGUACUGGAGCCGCUAUGUCCUCCACAUCCAAGGCAGCCAGGGCAUCGGCAGUCCCGGGCAGAUCCGCUGGAACCUGUGCCUCUGCCUGCUGCUGGCCUGGGUCAUCGUCUUCCUGUGCAUCCUCAAGGGGGUGAAGUCCUCGGGCAAGGUGGUGUAUUUCACAGCCACGUUCCCCUACCUCAUCCUGCUCAUGCUGCUAGUCCGUGGAGUCACCCUCCCUGGGGCCUGGAAGGGCAUCCGGUUCUAUCUCACCCCCCAGUUCCACCACCUGCUGUCUUCCAAGGUGUGGAUCGAAGCUGCCCUGCAGAUCUUCUACUCCCUGGGCGUGGGCUUCGGGGGUCUGCUCACCUUUGCCUCCUACAACACGUUUCACCAGAACAUCUACCGAGACACCUUCAUCGUCACCCUGGGCAACGCUGUCACCAGCAUCCUGGCUGGCUUCGCCAUCUUCUCCGUGCUGGGCUACAUGUCUCAGGAGUUAGGCGUGCCUGUGGACCAAGUAGCCAAAGCAGGCCCCGGCCUGGCCUUUGUCGUCUACCCACAGGCCAUGACCAUGCUGCCUCUGUCGCCUUUCUGGUCUUUCCUCUUCUUCUUCAUGCUGCUGACUCUAGGCCUGGACAGCCAGUUUGCCUUUCUGGAGACGAUCGUGACAGCGGUGACGGAUGAGUUCCCGUACUACCUACGGCCCAAGAAGGCCGUGUUCUCAGGGCUCAUCUGCGUGGCCAUGUACCUGAUGGGGCUGAUCCUCACCACGGACGGGGGCAUGUACUGGCUGGUCCUCCUGGACGACUACAGCGCCAGCUUCGGGCUCAUGGUGGUGGUGAUCACCACGUGCCUUGCCGUCACCAGGGUGUAUGGCAUCCAGAGGUUCUGCCGGGACAUCCACAUGAUGCUGGGCUUCAAGCCGGGCCUCUACUUCAGGGCCUGUUGGCUGCUCCUGUCCCCAGCCACGCUCCUGGCCUUGCUGGUGUACAGCAUUGUCAAGUACCAGCCUUCCGAGUACGGCAGCUACCGCUUCCCCGCCUGGGCCGAGCUCCUGGGCAUCCUGAUGGGCCUGCUGUCCUGCCUCAUGAUCCCAGCCGGCAUGCUGGUGGCCGUGCUGCGAGAGGAGGGCUCGCUCUGGGAGCGGCUCCAGCAGGCCAGCCGGCCGGCCAUGGACUGGGGCCCAUCGCUGGAGGAGAACCGGACAGGCAUGUAUGUGGCCACGCUGGCCGGGAGCCAGUCACCCAAGCCGCUGAUGGUGCACAUGCGCAAGUACGGCGGCGUCACCAGCUUCGAGAACACGGCCAUCGAGGUGGACCGCGAGAUUGCUGAAGAGGAGGAGGAGUCUGUAAUGUGA